Molecule: messenger RNA, 1461 nt
Organism: Penicillium nucicola
Lineage: Eukaryota; Fungi; Ascomycota; Eurotiomycetes; Eurotiales; Aspergillaceae
Product: FKBP-type peptidyl-prolyl cis-trans isomerase
Exons: 3
Coding region: 1-1461 (486 amino acids)
Cellular component (GO): chromatin; nucleolus
Molecular function (GO): macrolide binding; peptidyl-prolyl cis-trans isomerase activity
Source: RefSeq, a predicted model, not a curated record
AUGUCUGCCGUUCAGCCCGUCGCAGUCUAUGCGCUCCGGGUUCCUCCCGGUGCCAUGGUUGCUGCAGUUCCCAAUGCUGCUGCUUCGUUCCGCAUCAGUAUGGCUGCCAUUGAUCCCGAUGAGGAGCCUGAGUACGAGGAUGACGCCGACUCGAGCAAGCCUGCCCGUGCUACCCUGAAGAUUGUUCGCGCUCCUCCCGGUCUUGACCUCGAUGAGGACUCCGACGAUGAGGACUACAGCGACGAGGAGGAGGAAGACUCCGAUGAAGAGGAGGAGGCCAACGGUGGCCCCAGCGACAAGGAGAAGGCCCGCAAGCUCAAGGCAGCUGCCGCCAUGAAGGACCUCGAGGAUGCUAUGGAGGAGGAUUCUGAUGAGGGUGACGAUGAGGACUUCGACCUGAAGGCCGCUAUCUCCAAGCUGAUCAAGGGCAAGGGUCCUGCCCUUGACGAUGAGGACGAUGAGUCCGAGGAGGGUCUUGAGCUCGACGAGAACGUUAUCUGUACCCUCAGCCCCACCCAGAACUGCCAACAGACUCUUGACAUCACUGUCUGCGAGGGUGAGCCCGUCUUCUUCAAGGUUACUGGUAACCACACUGUCUUCCUGACCGGUAACUAUGUCAUUGGUCUCGAUGAGGGUCACGACCACGACCACGACCAUGACCACGAUGAUGAGGAUGAUGAGGACGACUAUGACCUGUCCCCCGAUGAAGAUGAGCUCGAUAUCGACGAGAUCAUGGCCAUGCAGGAUGAUGACGAGAGCGACGACCUUGAUGCGAUGGACGACCCCCGCGUCACCGAGGUCGACAGCGAGGAGGAGGCUGAGGCCCCCAAGCUUGUCCAGGCCAAGAAGGGCAAGAACAAGCGCGCCGCUGAGGAGGAGGCCAGCCUCGAUGACCUGAUGGCCAAGGCCACCAAGGCCAAGUCCACCAAGGCUGAGGAGCCCGUCCUUACCAAGGCCCAGCAGAAGAAGCUCAAGAAGAACAACGGUGACGCCGCCGCUGUUGAGCCCGAGGCCAAGAAGGAGACCAAGGCCGACAAGAAGGAGGCCAAGACCGACAAGAAGGUCCAGUUCGCCAAGAACCUCGAGCAGGGUCCUACCCCCUCCGGUGACAAGCCCACUGGCUCCCUCGGUCUGAAGGAGGUCCGUGGUGUCAAGAUGGACGACAAGAAGCUCGGAAAGGGUGUUGCUGCCAAGAGCGGCAAUGUUGUCGCCAUGCGUUACAUUGGAAAGCUCGAGAACGGCAAGGUCUUCGACUCCAACAAGAAGGGUAAGCCUUUCACCUUCAAGCUCGGCAAGGGUGAGGUUAUCAAGGGUUGGGACAUCGGUGUCGCCGGCAUGGCUGUCGGUGGUGAGCGUCGCAUCUCUAUCCCUCCUGCCCUCGCCUACGGCAAGAAGGCUCUCCCCGGCAUCCCCGCCAACUCCAAGCUCAUCUUCGAUGUGAAGCUCCUCGAGAUCAAGUAA